Molecule: messenger RNA, 1734 nt
Organism: Emys orbicularis (European pond turtle)
Lineage: Eukaryota; Metazoa; Chordata; Testudines; Emydidae
Product: protein regulator of cytokinesis 1-like
Exons: 14
Coding region: 1-1734 (577 amino acids)
Biological process (GO): mitotic spindle midzone assembly; microtubule cytoskeleton organization
Cellular component (GO): spindle; mitotic spindle midzone; cytoplasm
Molecular function (GO): microtubule binding
Source: RefSeq, a predicted model, not a curated record
AUGCCGAGGACCCCGCGCAAGAGCGAGGUCCUGGCCUCCUCCCUGGUGAGCAGCGUCAACCACGCCCUGGGGAAGCUGCUGGACAUCUGGCACCAGAUCGGCAUCAAGGAGGAGAUGCAGCUGGAGCGCAUGCAGGCCGUCAAGCAGCACAUCGAGGAUCUGUUGAACGAAAUGAUUACAGAGGAAUGCCAGUUAAAGGAAAGAAUCGAAAGCAGCAUUGAACGCCGUAAAAAGGAAUUGACGUCACUGAGAAAUGAACUGUCGCUGGACCCCUACCUGGCUGAAGAGGGUAUAUCCAUCCUUCAGAUGGAGAAAGAUCUACGACUGGCAUUAGACGCUACACUCAAAGAAAAAAAUGAGAGGCUGGAGGAAUUGAAACAACUUCAGCAGCAAGAUGAAAAGCUCUGUGCUGAGCUUUUUGCCACCCCUUACUAUAUACCUACUGGCAGCAUUCCAAGUCGUUUACAGCUGGAAGAGUUAAAGGAACAUGUUCGGAUGCGUUCAGAUGAGAAGAAACAACGUCUGGAAGUUUUUCUCAAACUAAGAAACGAAAUCAGGCAGUAUAAUGAAGAGAUUGGGCACACACCUGAUUCUACUCUUGAAAAAGAGGCGCUCUCUGAUGAUGAGGAACCUUUUUGUCUUACUAAUAAGAACAUUGAAGCUCUUCAAACACUUGUUAAUAAGUUGCAGUUGAAGAAAGAAUCUGUAAUCUCAACACGGGAGGCUCUGAAGGAGAAGGUACGACUUCUGUGGAACAGACUGCGCUGGCCAGUAGAGAAGCAGGAACAAUGUAAAACUAAUAUUAAAGGCUCCAUUACUCAAGAAGUUACCAUGUGGGAAGAAGAGCUGCUGCGUCUGGAGGAACUGAAGAAAGAAAACUUGAAGGGAGUGAUUGGAAAAGUCAGACAGGAGCUUGACCUUUACUGGGAAAAAUGUUUGUAUAGCACAGAACAGAAGUCAGCCUUUCAUCCAUAUUAUGAUGAUAACUUUACAGAAGAUUUGUUGAACCAACAUGAUGAGGAAGUUAUGAAAAUGAAACUCCUUUAUGAGAAAAACAAGGCUUUAUAUGAUGGCAUUGCUAAAUGGGAAGCUACCUGGAAACAGUUCAUGGAGUUGGAGAAAAAAUCCACAAAUCCAAACAGAUUAGUUAACAGAGGUGGCACUCUAUUGAAAGAAGAGAGAGAACGCUCAAAGAUCCACAAGCUGUUAACAAAGUUGGGAGAAGAUCUGAAAAGGAGCAUUGAAAGCUGGGAAAAAGAACAAGGUUGCAACUUCCUGAUCAAGGGUCAAAGGUUCCUGGACUACAUGGCAAAUCAGUGGGAACAGCACAAACUUAAAAAGGAACAAGAGAGAUUGACAAAGAAGGAAGAUUCUGCAGUUCUGAAAACACCCAUGAAAAGGCAUGCUGGCUCAACCACUCAAACUCCCCUUAAGACAAGGAAGUUACAUGGAGUCUCAAAUUUAACUGUGCUGCGGGCAGCCAGCUGCAUCAGUCUGACCAGCACAGGUACUGCAGCUGUUGCCAGAACACCCAUUCCAGUUUGUAAGACACCAUCUAAAAGCACACCACCAGAUUCCCUGCAGCCAGCACGAUUACAAGAGGGCAAAGAAAACCAGCAACCCAGCAAAUCAAACAAUCAAUUCAGCUAUUUAGACUUCACGAAAGAUCUUUCAAAGAAAACUAGCAAUACCAGUGGGAUUUUCAACUCUACAGUAAAUGAGAACAGAUAUUAA